Molecule: messenger RNA, 383 nt
Organism: Lolium rigidum
Lineage: Eukaryota; Viridiplantae; Streptophyta; Magnoliopsida; Poales; Poaceae
Exons: 1
Coding region: 21-383 (120 amino acids)
Source: RefSeq, a predicted model, not a curated record
GAAGUAGCGCACCACCACCAAUGGCGACUCCCGGGGACGGAGAGGACGCGCCGCCGCCGCCGCCGGCCGCGGGGUCUGGAGGCAGCUUGAUCGCGAAGCUGGGGGAGCAGUGGAGGAGUACGAAGGAGCACGCCGAGACGUACCCGUACGUGUGGGGCUCCUACAUCCUCGUCUACGGCGGCCUGGGCGCCUACAUCUCCUGGCGAUGGAUCAAGCUCCGCCGCACCGAGGACCGCGUCCGCGCCCUCCAGGCCCGCCUCCGCCAGCUCGCCGCCGCAGAGGAGUCGCAGGCCGCUUCCACUCAUCCUGCCCCACCUCCACCUCCCCUGCAGCAGCAGCCGCCGCCGCCGACUGGGCCGGGCAAGCCCGCCUCCGCUCCGUGA